Messenger RNA from Strongylus vulgaris, 420 nucleotides. The record is from the annotation of a GenBank genome assembly. NCBI's taxonomy places the organism in Eukaryota, Metazoa, Nematoda, Chromadorea, Rhabditida, Strongylidae.
AUGUCCACGACCGCGAAAAUGCGAUUCUCUAUGGAUUCAAUUUUGGCUGCAGCAGAGGCGAAGACCAGGAAAAGAUCUGCCGAAGCCGACGAAGCCGAUGUAGCCGAAACAGUGAAGAAGCCUUGUUCAGACGUUGCCUUUGUUCCAUCCCCAAAUCGUGACUUGACUCAUACGGUAGAAUUAUCCGCUGCACAAUCAGAAUCAGGAGAAAAUUCCUCGAGGUGCUCAAUAGAGAGCCCCGUACCCUCCACUAGUUCUAGCCCAGAAGAUCUUAGCUGUCCAGCGAGGAAAUGUAGCCCAGAAAAAUCCGAACACCCUCAUUCCGAGAGAAGUGAAGGCUGCUCCAAGGACGAUGAACCCUCUUCGACCUCAGAAGACGUGGAAGAAAAUCAUCACAGAGAGCUGGAGCCAGUCAGGUAA